GAUCGUGCGCGAAAAAAUGCUCGAGCGGCGCUUCGCGUAAAGCAAACAGACACAGAGGGUGAGGAGGAUGACACACUCUCAGGCUUCACGCACACUUAUUUACCAAUAUAAUCAAACGCUCCGGGAGACAAACAGCGAAGGAGGAAGUGGAGAUAACCGUGCACAUGUUUUGAGGAUUUAAAUCAAGAAGCAAAUCGAGACGGAGGAGGACUCGCGUUUAAAUGUCGUAAAAAUCUGCAGCGUGCAACAUAUUCUUUAUGUCAACGAUCGGCGCCAGACAAGGACUGUCACUUGAACUGUAAAAAAAAACAAUCAGAUUUUUUUGUGCGUGAAGCUGCCGCGAGAGGACGUUUCGUAAUGAUAUAAAACUGAAAGGAAGGAAGGAUUUUUUUCGCUCUACAGAAGCUUGUCGUUUGCCUGGUGGCGGUGGAGUGUAAGAAUAGUUUUUCUUGUCUUUGACUCAUGAUUCGGGGGGUUACAUGGGAACCCGCUCGACUUUUGUCCGCCCUGCCACGGAGGAGCACCGAGGGCUUUUCUUUUUUCUUUUUCGUCCGCGGUCCGUUUAAUUGAAGAGCAACAGAGGGAUUAAACAUUCCUGCUCGCAGCGCCUGUUUGUGUGAGCCAGACUGGGUUACAUUGUGAGAGGAACGGUUGUGGUAAGAAAGAAGGCUAUAAAUAGCCCAUGCAAUUCUCGAAAACUAUCACAAGUGGUGCAUCAGCUUGUGGAGCAGACGGAAUCCUGCAUGUAAUGUCUCUGCUUUAAUUUUUUCUGUCUUUGCAGAGCGUGUUGUAUUUUUAAAGUUUUGACGCGUAAUUUCGCAUUUUUUUUGUGCGUGUGGGGCGCGGAAGAAAAGCUCUCCCCAUGGAUUAUUUAAUGAUGAAACUAUCAGCGAUAUGGAAACAGGCUGAUCUUCCUCUGGAUUGAAAUGGAUACAUUUCUGUGCUCCUCGCCUUUGACAAUGAUCACAUUUGGAAUCGCCUGACCUGGUUUGUAACAAUGUUUUGAUCCCCGCGCACGCUUUGGAUUUACAUUACAACAUUAGUAUAUCCGCUGGGGUUUCAUGGAUGCAUUCUCUUCUUUUUGAAUACGCCCAUUCCUCUGCCCGAUCGAGUCUAUUAUCUGGACCUCUUGUGAGGUUAUACGCCUGCCGAUUUGACAGCCCUGCUCGGUGUUUUGAUACCGAUGUAGGAUUUCGACAUGCCCAGCGCUGACGACCCCAACGGCGGACGAUUAUGACUGCAACAGCGAAUUGGGUGGCUAACGGGGCAAGCCUUGAGGACUGCCACUCCAACAUCUUCUCUCUGGCGGAGUUGACAGGCAUUAAAUGGCGUUGCUACAGCUUCCGCGGCAGUGGUGAAUAUGGGCCGGUGAUCUCGGCCCCGGCCCAGGACGACCCGGUCCUGCGCAGCUUCAUGCGCUGCGUGCAGGCCAACUUGCUGUGCGUGUGGCGACGCAAAAUCAAGCCCGACGCCAAGGAGCUAUGGAUCUUCUGGUGGGGCGAAGAGCCCAACCUCUCGGAUGUCAUUCAUCAGGAGCUGGAAGUGGCUGAGGAGGGGCUCUGGGAGUGCGGGCUGUCCUACGAGUGCAGGACUCUUCUGUUCAAGGCCAUACACAACCUGCUGGAAAGAUGCUUGAUGGACAAGGGGUUUGUGAGGAUUGGGAAGUGGUUUUUCAAACCGCACGAACUGGAAGAAAAGUCUUUGGGCAACAGUGAACACCUAUCAUGUUCCUUCUCCUUCUUCCUCCACGGGGAGAGCAAUGUCUGCACGAGCGUGGAGAUCGCCCAGCACCAGCCUGCAUAUCACAUCACAGAACACCACAUCCGCCUCGCACAGACCUCCAUCACCCCAGUACAAGUGAUCCUGAGUCCGUACGGUCUGAGCGGCACUCUCACGGGUCAGGCCUACAAGAUGAGCGACCCAGCUGCACGGAAGCUGAUGGAGGAGUGGAGCUACUUCUACCCCGUGGUACUUCAGCAGAAAGAGGGAAGUGGAGAAAAGGAAAAAGAAGAAGCAAGCCAGGCCUACGAUCGCAACUGUCACGCGGCAGUGGAGGUCAUCGUAGGUGGAGUAAGGAUGACCUACCCAGCUGCUUUAGUGCUGAUUGCCCAGGGGGACCUGCCAGUUGAGCAGCCUCCACCUGUUCCUGCAGCUCAGGGCCUCAGCAGGGAGCCAAACCACUGCAGCGUUCCACUCACACCGCCGACGUCACCGCAGCAGCCCUGCUCAGCGGACAGUGGCUUUGUGACCUCCGUCUCCAGCGUCCCCACUCCAGACAGCAGCAUGGGGGUCGCCAGCAUCAGCCCAAAGCAUUCUGGGAAGAAACUAACCAGUCAGGUAGUCCAUCAGGCCUGGAGGGAAUGCUAUCUCAACCAGCCGCAGCACACGCUGAAUCCACCAACUGACGUGACGCCUAAGAAGGAAGUGCCAAAUGGAGUCACCAUGUGGGACUUCAACGAUCUGGGAGCAAGAGCAUCCUGCAGCUGCUCCAGGUUGAAACAGCAGAAGCUGAAUCUGACCGCCACACCCACUGCCAACCCCCAGACUAGUGCCAACCCCACUCAGUCCUCUGGCCUGUCAUUAUACCCUCCCUCCAUGCCCAAACACAAGACCAGCGACAAAACAGAAAAGGCUGACAAACAGUCCAAGAGGCCAGCCAUGAUCCCCUUCCACCACCGACUAUCCAUCACACAGGAAACCCCUCUGGAACAGGACUCACCCGGAGGGCCCCAGCUCGGAGGUCUCGUGGCAUUGGAGCCAUCCUUGGAGCCUCUGGCUGCUCUGCCAAGCUGCAAGUAUCCCAAACCCCUCUCUAACGGCAGAAAAGCCCCUGAUUCCCUUCUGCAUUCUCCAAUGUCUCCACUUCCACCGACACUCAGCCCACAUCCCCGAGUGCAGGACCCAGAGGUCCUGGACGGGCCUGUGGAUAUGCCCGUCUGUCAGGAUGGGGCUUCAGGGCUGGGGAUGAUUACCAGCGAGACAGCUGUGUAUACAGCUCUGCUGAGGCAGAGGGAGAAUGGGGCCGGCUGGUGGAGAGGCUUCAGGACUCCCAGGACUGAUAAGACUGACUUCAGACCCUGUGAACUCCCCACUGAUAAUUUAGAGGAAGCGAAGACAGAGACGGCCACCGAGGGAGCUCCGCUAAAGAGACUAUACACACAGACUCACAAGAGAUUUAAAAUCUCAGAGGAGAGGGUGAGGGACCAAAUCCAGACUUUGGGCCUGUUCCAGCAGCCAGGUGUGGAGGGGCUGCGGGAGCCUGGCGAUGAUCCCUAUGACUUUAAGGAAGGAGACAUCGAGUACACGUUCUCCUCUUCCAAGAGGUUAAAGGGUCAAGGGCGAGAACCCAGCAAGAAGGCCAAGCAGGGAGAAGAAAUCACCAGCAAUGGAGCACUGCCUGACGGGAAAGAUGCUAUGUCCAUUUUUAACUCUGCUCCAAAAUCAGACGAAUCAGGUCAAGAUGAUGGAGCUGCCAAAGCCAACCCUUCUCUGACUAGAGAAAAAGAUCUAGUGGUCAAUAUCUCUGAUCUAGACAACAUAUUUGAUGAAGAUGAGGAAGAGUUGGGGACUGUUUACCCCAACCAGCACUCGACCAAGCUGCCAGUAUCAACAGAAGAUCGCCCUCUGGGGAAAGAAGGGAGAGUUGCAGUACCUUAUCCAUCAACAGUAGCAGACCUCCAAAGGAUGUUUCCCACCCCACCUUCUUUAGAGCAGCACCCAGCCUUCUCUCCCAUCAUGACGUAUCGUGACACCCCGAGCCAAGAGCCCCCUGCGCCAAGCGGAGCAGCUGACCACCUGCCGCCUUUAGCCUGCACCCAGUUUACUGAAUACAGGAUGGAGAUUGAGGAGGGCAUGGUCAGUCCCAGGCAGGAGGAUAUCAAGCCACAAAUAGGCUCCUCCAUGUUUGCUCCGCUCUCCUGCCUGCCCAGCCAGAGUCUACCACCGCUCAAGAUUCCCGAGCAGUGCUACUAUCGUCCAUCCUGGGCCCUCCUGCCCAAAAUGGAGCAUUUCCCAACAGUCAUGAAUCCCCAGAAUACCGCUUUCAUCAGAGAUGGAUACACAAACAUGCCUAGUGUCAACACCCUCGCGGACCAGGAGUACGGCCAGAUGAGCGCCACCACUGCCUCUGUGAGCACCACUGCUGGCAUCCUCCCAUCUCCUGCCACACCCCGCUUCUCUGUGCCCACCCCACGAACCCCUCGCACACCGCGUGGUAUUAAUGCUGCCAGCUCUGGGCAGGGUUCAGUGAAGCAGGAUGGUACUGAGCUCAGCUCGCCGGUCUCCACGCCCUCCACUAGCCUGCCUCUUAGCUCUGUAGAGCCCCUAGCUCGGCCAGGACCCUCCCUGCCUGAGGUCCACAGCCUGUACGCCAUCCUCCUGCUCUCAGACUCCGUCCUCAAUGUCUUCAAGGAUCGCAACUUUGACAGCUGCUGUAUCUGUGCCUGCAAUAUGAAUGUCAAAGGUGCAGAUGUGGGGGUGUAUAUCCCUGAUUCAACUUGUGAAGAUCAGUACCGCUGUAUGUGUGGCUUCAGUGCCAUUGUGAACCGGCGGCUAGCCCAUGGCACAGGCCUCUUCCUGGAGGACGAGCUUGAUAUUUUCGGUCGGACUUCUGAGGUAGGCCGGGCGGCUGAGAGGAGACUAGCUCUUUGCAGACGGGAUCCAACUAUGGGUGACCCCAGAGCCAAGCGGCCCCAGGAUGCAGCUCCAGCCUCUCCGUCAGUCAUGAUCCUUCUGCAGGAGCACUGCUCCCAGCCCAUAUCUUCCUUGGCAUCACUGCAUCUCCCCCUCAGCUGCUCUUGCCAUGGCCGCAAGGGGGCACUGCUUCAAAGCUGGAUGUCUGAGAAGCAGUGGGCAGAUGGGAGUGAUGCCUGUGUGGACUGUUACAAUGCCUUGGAACAGGGGCUGCAGUAUGUGGAUAACCCCACAGGAGGGAAAGUAGAUCCAGCUGUUGUCAGAAGUACCGCCCUUCACACCUGGCCUCACACAAAUGUGGUGGACAUGAACAUGUUGUCGUCCCAGGAUAUGGUUCGUAUGCUGCUGUCUCUGCAGCCUUUCCUGCAGGAUGCUAUCCAGAAGAAGAGAACAGGACGGACCUGGGAAAACAUCCAGCACGUUCAGGGUCCAUUGACCUGGCAGCAGUUCCAUAAGAUGGCCGGGAGAGGCUCCUACGGUUCGGAGGAGUCACCAGAACCCCUGCCCAUCCCUACAGUGUUACUGGGCUACGACCGGGAGAGAGACUUCUUGGCAUUGUCCCCUUUGGCGUUACCUUUCUGGGAGAAGUUGCUGCUGGAGCCUUAUGGUGGGCAGCGGGAUGUGGCAUAUGUAGUGCUGUGUCCCAACAGCCCCUCUCUGCUGGCUGCAGCCCGGGCCUUCUUCCAGGAGCUCAGCGCUGUUUACGAGACAUGCCGCCUAGGGAAGCACCGUCCUCUGGCCAAGGUGUCCAGGGAUGGCCUGGUGCGUGUGGGGGAGGAAGUGGAGCCCGAUAAGCUGGAGGAGCUGGACGUGGACCAGUGGGUGACUGGACCCUGGGCUGGACAGCAGCACACCGACAACCUCAGCAAACUUAAACUUUACGCUUACGCCUGCAAGCAGCAGCUUGGUCCCCAGCUGUCAGCCCUGCCUUUGGACAGCACACUUUUGUUGCCUCCCAAAGUCCAGCCUCCCUCAAACUCCACACCCUCAGCCCAGCCUGCCUCCUCCGGGCAGCCGCAAACUUGGGGCCCUGAUGGUGAACAAGCUCCAGGGGCCGUCAGCUCAGGAGACGCUCCAACGCCGAAUGCGGCAACCUCAAACCAGACGGGGGAAACAACCCAAGGAGCAACCAGCGACUCUAAAGGGUCUUCCAGUGCCACACCACCAGCCAACACACCAGCAGAAAAUCCUGAACUCACCAGUGAGCAGUCCAGAAUCGGCAUCCCCACUGUGGCCGACUCAACGGACAGCCUUGCCAACCCACCAGCUAUUGUUAUUUACAUCGUGGAUGCUUUUCUUAGCUCAAGUGCAGCGAGAAAUGAAGGGGGAGAGGAAGAAGAGGGUGACGAGGUGGAGGCCAGUAGCAUUUGGCUGCUCGGGCUUCUUCGUUGCUACACUGAGAUGCUCCAGACUCUGCCGGAGACAAUAAGACCUGCACUGGUGCUACAGGUGGUGCCAUGCCAGUACCUUCUCCAGCCGGCCAGUGGGGAGAGCCAUUUCUACCUGCAACAUCUGCGCUCCCUGUCCUUCUCCUGUUACUCCCAAUGCAGACGUCUUCUACCCCAACAAACACACAUAAAGUCCCUGACUGGCUUUGGACCAGUGUCCAUGGUCAAUUCUGUACUUAAGAGUCCAGAGCAUCCCAGCCCACUGCAGCUGUACACGCCCCCCUUCAUCCUUGGUCCGACCCGUCCCAAGCAGCCAGAACAAGGGGAGAUAUGGGCAGAGAUCCCUCCCAAAUACAAUGUGCUCUUCGUUGGAUAUUGCUUAUCACAUGACCAGCGCUGGAUCCUAGUGUCCUGCACCGACCAGCAGGGGGAGCUCCUGGAGACCAGCAUUAUCAACAUAGAUGUACCCAACAGAGCACGACGUCCCAAGGUUUCAGCCAGAAAAAUGGGCCUACAGAAGCUGUGGGAAUGGUGUAUCGGCAUCAUCCAGAUGACCUCACUGCCAUGGAGGAUUGUGAUUGGUCGAUUAGGCAGGCUGGGGCAUGGGGAGCUAAAAGACUGGAGCUCACUCCUUGGGGAGCAUUCCCUCCAUUCAAUAGGGCGCCAGCUGAAGGAUGCUUGUCGCAUGUGUGGGAUCUCUGCUGCCGACUCUCCCAGUAUUCUCAGUGCCUGCCUGGUAGCCAUGGAGCCACAGGGCUCUUUUGUGAUCAUGCCUGACGCAGUCACCAUGGGCUCAGUGUUUGGCCGCAGCACUGCUCUGAACCUGCAGACCUCGCAGCUGAACACACCUCAGGAUGCUUCCUGUACACACAUCCUUGUCUUCCCAACUUCUGCCACCACCCAGUUGGCCCCCAGCUCCUACCCCACUGAGGACAAUAAUGAUGACAUGUUCGAUCUGCCCUUUCCUGAUGAACUGGAAAACGACAUUGGCCAUGACAUGAUGCUGAUCACAGGGAACCUCCACCCUUCCCCCAACACCUCUCCUGUGCCCUCGCCUGGCUCUCCGUCCGGGAUGGGAAUGGGAUCACAUUUCCAGCACACCAAGAGCCAGGGAGAGCGCUUGCUGUCCAGGGACAGUCCACCAGAAGAGCUGAAGCAGCAGCCGCUGGCUCUGGGCUAUUACGUCUCCACUGCACAAGCAAAUGGACUUCCUCACUGGUUCUGGGCCUCCUGCCCGCAGGCUGAGAGCCAGUGUCCACUCUUCCUUAAGGCCUCCCUCCAUCACCACAUCUCCAUAGCCCAGUCAGAUGAGCUGGUGUCAGACAAGACGAAGAGGACCCCUCACCCCUUAGACUCAAAGACCACCUCUGAUGUGCUCAGGUUUGUAUUGGAGCAGUACAACGCCCUUUCCUGGCUGACGUGUACUCCGGCCACCCAGGACCGCCAGUCCUGCCUGCCUGUCCAUUUGGCCGUACUGAUCCAAAUGUAUAAUGCCAUUCUGAACAUGCUUUAGCCAUGCAAGACUUCAAGGACAACUUUAAGGGGCUGAUGGUUACCUUCAUUUCCUCUGUGCCUACGCUUCCUCCUUCUGGGCACCAGAGAGCGCCAGAGCUCUUCGGUUGUUUCGGGUAGACGUGGAUUUAAUGGCCAAAUCAAGGACAGGGCAAGUCAGACUCUCCCAUGCCUGGAAUGUAAUGAAAAAGAAGAUUGAAAUGCUCCGAACAAAAUCUUUCACUUGUUAAACGUGACACCCUUCACCUCUUUGUGGCAUUGAAGCGUCUGACAUUUACAGAGAAGCUGUUUACGAUUCUCUUCACAAAUUUCACCUGUGGAAAGGGACGUCCGUGCAGGGCCACGCAACUCCAUAUUGUACAACCAGCAAAGUGGCAUGACGACACACACACACACACACACACACACACAUGGCUUUGUUACAUCAAUUAUGUUUUUACAUUUUUUUGUAUAGAACUGCACUGCUGAGCUUCUUGGGACUUGCAGUUGGUCGAUGAAACUUUUACCUUUACUCUGAAAGGAGUCCUCAUUCACUCCAAAGGGGGAGCAUUUGCUAAUGGCACUUUUUCCUCGCCUUCCAAAGUGUUGUAGAUACGAACACAAUGGAAAUAUUUGACCAGUUAAGACAGAAAUGUUGUUUAUAAUGUAAGACAUACAUUUGCAAAGAAUUGAGACUUAUUUUUAAUAUUUAAAACAAGAAAAUGAGAAACUUAAACAAGGCCUUUUUUUCCCAAUUGACUGUUAACUGUCUUGGGAUCUGAAAUAAAAAUUGUCAUUUUAAUGCAGUUGUAAAGAUGCCAUAUUUAUACAAAUUAUAUCAUGUCAUAGAAUUUGAUAUAUAUAUGUAUAUACAUAAAUAUAUAUUACCUCUUCCAAGCAGGCACUUAAUGAUAAGGGUGAUGGACACAACCAUCUCUUCAGAAGUGGACACAGUAUGAACAUUUAUCAAAGAAAAUGCAUUUUAGUUGUUUUUUUUAAUUUUCUACAGAUACUGAACAUUUUACCUUUUUAUUUAAUGAGUUUAAAUUAAACUAAUUGAUGCAGGAGAUACAGUAUACUCUAUAUUUAUAAUAUAGAAUAGAAGACCAUGGUAUUUGAACAUUGCAAGGUUAUUAAAUAUUUAAGAACAAUGCUUUAUUUCAUUGGCUCUCCUAAAUGAUGUCAAGCAAACCAUUAGAAAGACCUGUCUCUUCAGCUUCACUCAGUCUGCUCUUUGUUAGAUUCCUAGCAUGUUUGUAUAUACACUUUUCAGCUGUGUUUUUUGGAAUUUUUCUUAAAGCUGUACAUUUCAUGCUGGUUGGUUUACUUUAAAGUGAUUCAUAUCAAAGUAUUUUUUGCUGUGAGCUUUUUUGAUAUACAGUAUACAGAACAAAACUCAUUUAAUUACAGCCAAGAGGUUGAAUUGCCAAGUAAGUGUACGCAAAUGUACAGACGAGGGCAAGUUUGCAAGAAUUUGUUACAUCUGUCAUCACUUUGAAUAUCAAGCAGAUCCAAUUUAGUGGGAGAGAUCUGUUACUUUUACACUCUUUUUUAGUAAAUUAUUAAAACUCUUGAAAAUGA
Plectropomus leopardus (leopard coralgrouper) is the source of this 9152-nucleotide messenger RNA. Its product is annotated as mediator of RNA polymerase II transcription subunit 13-like. The record is from RefSeq and is a predicted model, not a curated record. Gene Ontology annotation, cellular component: mediator complex. Gene Ontology annotation, molecular function: transcription coregulator activity. Lineage: Eukaryota; Metazoa; Chordata; Actinopteri; Perciformes; Serranidae. Gene Ontology annotation, biological process: regulation of transcription by RNA polymerase II.